AUGACGACUCAAAAGCCCAAGGUUCUUGUUGUCCUUACCUCGGCCGACAAGGUCCCCAAGACUGGCAAACAGAUUGGUUGGUAUUUGCCUGAGCUCGCACACCCUUUCCACGUCCUCAACCCCCUUGUCGAGCUGGUCUAUGCUUCGCCCAAGGGUGGAGUGUCACCUCUUGACCCGGUAUCCGUCGAUCUCUUCAAGGAGGAUCCGGUGUGCAAGGAUUUCCUCGAAAAUCACACGUCAGUCUGGGAGAAGACGGCAAAGCUGUCUGAUUUUGCUGGCCGAGCCUCGGAGUUUGACGCCAUCUUCUACCCGGGCGGACAUGGUCCCAUGGUAGAUCUCGCGGAUGACCAGCAUUCGAAAGAUCUGCUCCGUGACUUCCACUCGCAAGGCAAAAUCAUUUCGGCCGUGUGUCACGGCCCUGCAGCUCUUGUCAACGCCACUACUGCUGCAGGCGAGCCGUUGCUGAAGGGAGUGCGGGUCACUGGAUUUGACAAUGUGGGCGAGGAAAUGUUUCAGUUCACUGAGGACAUGGACUUCAGUCUCGAGGAUAGGUUGGGUCAAGUCAGUGGCGGCAACUACGUCAAGGCUGACGAGGGUCCCCUUGCGGAAAAGGUCGUGGUCAAUGGCAAGAUUAUCACGGGGCAGAACCCGGCGUCGUCCAAGGGAGUGGCUGAGGAGAUUGCCAAAGCUCUAGAGGUCUAG
Messenger RNA from Fusarium vanettenii 77-13-4, 702 nucleotides. RefSeq lists its product as uncharacterized. The record is from RefSeq and is a predicted model, not a curated record. The transcript has 2 exons. NCBI's taxonomy places the organism in Eukaryota, Fungi, Ascomycota, Sordariomycetes, Hypocreales, Nectriaceae. Gene Ontology annotation, molecular function: glyoxalase III activity. The coding region runs from base 1 to 702 and encodes 233 amino acids.